UGAAUCAUGAUCAUAGGUCACAAACUAUUUUAACCAUUAGGGCAUGGAGAAAAGGUACCAUUCAAAGCUAAACACCACAAUUAGGGAUGCAUGACUAAAGUUUCCAAGUAAUGUGUUAGUAGUAUUGUAUGAGACAGUCACAUGAAAAAGAUCAUGAGGUUGUGAAAAGGAUUACGAUCAUGCUUUAGUCAUGAAUUUCCUGAUAGAGACAUUUUAGUCUGGAUCUUGCUUGUUUAAAUCAGAGUAAUUUGACUUUGCUUGUUCUGGUUAUAUUACCAGUAUAUAGCGAAGGGGGAGAAAAGCUGUCUUGCCUACAAAAAAUAGUAUCCUCUGAGUAACUGAAUUCUACCUGACCUUGAAAUGCUGUUUUCAGUACUGAGAAGCUGAAGUAAAAAAGCUUCUUGAAUGGUUUGCUGGAGCAUUACAGUGAACAACAUGUACUUACCUGUUGCUGCCAUCUCCUGUGCAAGCACAUGGAAGUUCACCUUUCUCCCAGGGCAUUCAUUGGUCUUGUGUGUGCCUAAACUGCUUAUUCCAGAUCCUGAACCUGCUCUUCACAUUAAGUAGCGUUCAACAUCGUAAAUCCUCAGUUGAUGAAAAUCAGCAUGUUCCUAAAGAAAUGUGGAGCUGUCUUGACCUGUCAACAGUCAUAUUCCUGAUUACUGCCAGGAUGUUUCUGCUUCCUGGCAUGCUGAAACAGAGAUGAAGGUACACAUGCACACAAAAUUUUGCAUCAUUUGUUUGCUGACAUUUAUCUUUCAUCAGUGCAAUCAUUGCCAUGGAGAUGGACAUAACAAUGGUCCUAAAAAGGAUCGUGGACACUACCAUAAUGACUAUCAGAUCUCAAAUGAAUCGUACUUCCAGAGUGGAGGAACAGAAUCUAUGCCGAGUAAAUUUUCAACGUUGGAAGCUGAAAAUGAACAAAAAUACUACAUUGAAAAGAUUUUUGAUCGUUACGGUGAAAAUGGAAGAUUAUCUUUUUUUGGCCUGGAAAAACUGUUAAUAAGCCUUGGUUUAGGAGAGGUAAAAGUAGUGAUGAUAAAUCAUGAUGAUAUUGGCCAUGAUCAUGUUUCUCACUUGUAUGCUUUAGAAGUACAGGAAGGAAAGCAUUUUCACUCUCAUAACCAUCCUCACAGCCACUCAGAUUCAGAAAACCAAACCAUGAUUGGUAUGUCUGCAAAGAGAAAUCAUAAAUGUGACCCAGAGAGAGACACAGUAGUGCCAUCAGUAAAAGAUGAUGGCAAACACAUUCAUGACCAAAGUCGCCGUCACCACCACCACCACUCUCGUCCACAUCGCCACGACCAUAAUGGCACCCAUCACUCUCGUAAUGAUUCAGUCAGUCAUCGUGAGCACGGGGAACAGAACCAUGAACCUUCAACAGAGACAAACACAACUCAGGAUCAGCCAGAAAGAAAACAACGGAAACAGAAGAAGAAGCAAAAGAAGAUCAGUGAGACUUCAGGAGAUGCGACCUGGGAUUAUGCCCCAGAUCACGAUCCCGGUGAUCAGUAUGAGCACAAUCGUGUUCAUAAACAUGAUCAUGUACACGAUGCAUCUCACUUGCAUGUGCACCAUCAUGACCACAGCAGUGAUCGUUCUAGUAGUCAUGGGCAUCAAGAUGCCAGUUUAGGUAAUGACGAUGGACACCGAAAUACCAGCAAGCGAGAGGCACCUCGCAAGCAGAUCAGUGUAAGAAAACGUGCCCUUGUUUCAAUGCGUAGUCACAAGGAUCGUGAAGAGUGCUUAAAUGCUACCCAGCUGCUACGGUACUAUGGUCUGGAAACCAGCUCUCUAAUAUCUCCUGAAUUGUUCGUGUACAUAUGUCCUGCUUUGCUAUACCAGAUUGAGAGAAGGCUUUGUAUUGUACAUUAUGAUGAGUUUGAAGAUAUUAUGAAAAGUAAAAAUGCAUCAAUUGACAAUAAAGAUAAAACAGGUGCAUCAGCCUGGUUUUGUGGUAUCAUCUCUAUCACCGUCAUUAGCCUGCUUUCCUUGCUAGGGGUGAUCCUGGUUCCCAUCAUUAACCAAUGGUGCUUCAAAUUUCUUCUAACUUUCUUGGUAGCUCUGGCAGUAGGAACAAUGAGUGGAGAUGCACUGCUCCAUCUAUUGCCACAUUCACAUGGAGGCCACAACCACAGUCACCACCAUGGCCAAGGUCACGUUCAUGAACACAAGCGUUCCCAUCGACAUGCCCACGGACAUGCAGUGCGGACUGAAGGCUUCCUAGAAGAAAAUGAUCCAGUGCUGAAAGGUCUUGUGGCACUUGGAGGCAUUUAUGUUUUGUUCAUCAUUGAACAUUGUAUAAGAAUGUACAAACAUUACAAUAAACAAAAGAGUAAGCAGAAAUGGUGCAAAAAAAACCAGGCCGAAGAAUCACCAAUUGGAAGGAAACUUUCUGAUCACAAAUUAAAUAAUAGACCAGAUGCUGACUGGCUUCAGCUGAAACCCCUUGCAGGAGCAGAUGACUCAGUUUUAUCUGAAGAUCGACUGAAUGAAACUGAACUAACUGAUCUGGAUGGCCAGCUGGAAUCCCCUCCCAAAAACUUCUUGUCUGUGGAAGAGGACAACAACAUGCGCCAUUCUCACAACGACGUCUCACAUGCUGCUCAAGAGCAUGAUCUUCAUGACUCAGAGUAUGACAGCCAUGGAGAAGAUAAAAUGAUAGCUAGAAAACACAGUCACCACUGGCAUCACAAACAUUCCCAUCAUUCCCAUGGCCACUGUCAUUCUGGAAAAGACCUGAAAGAUACUGGGAUAGCUAAUAUUGCUUGGAUGGUAAUUAUGGGAGAUGGCAUUCACAACUUUAGUGAUGGCUUAGCAAUCGGAGCAGCUUUUAGUGCUGGACUGACAGGAGGAAUUAGUACAUCUAUAGCAGUAUUUUGUCAUGAACUUCCCCAUGAAUUAGGUGACUUUGCUGUGCUCCUCAAAGCGGGUAUGACAGUAAAGCAGGCCAUUGUGUACAACCUGCUGUCAGCCAUGAUGGCGUACAUCGGGAUGCUGAUCGGCACGGCCGUGGGGCAGUACGCCAACAACAUCACCCUCUGGAUCUUCGCCGUCACCGCUGGCAUGUUCCUCUAUGUGGCCUUGGUGGACAUGCUUCCAGAAAUGCUUCAUGGAGAUGGAGAUAAUGAAGAGCAUGGCUACUGUCCUGUGGGGCAGUUUGUUCUUCAGAAUCUAGGCCUGCUUCUUGGAUUUGCCAUCAUGCUGGUGAUUGCCCUCUACGAAGACAAAAUUGUGCUUGACAUCCAGUUUUGACCUAAUUCUGGUAAUCACUGUGGUUACAAUAAUGUUGCUGUAUGGCUUUGAGUCUGCACUGUUUCACUGUAUGCACGUUGCUCGGAGGAAACGCGGUGGCUUGCACUACUUACACAAGUACAGGACAUUCAUUUCUGCCUAGAUUAACUAAUGCUUUUUUCUAAUUCAGAUCAGAUCAGGUCACCCAAUGCAACUUCUACACUCAAGUGAUCAACACUUAGGAAACACAAAAUAUGAGAAAUAAAGGCCAUUUUCAGUGUACUAUAUAGGGAGCACUGCUUGCUUAAGAAAGAAAAAGUACAGUGAAUGAUCUUAUUUGGGAAAAUACCAUUUCAUUGGUACACUUGGACAGAACCAAGAAGAUGUUACAGUUAAAACAAAAACCUCUGCAAGGAACCCGAGCAAGCUUUUAGUGCCAUAUAAGUCCUGAGUAGUGCAUAUAUGUAUCUAUAUAUGUAUAGAUCUAUGUAGAUAUAUACAGAUAUGCAUACAUAUAUAUGUGUGUGUGCGUGUAUGUAUAUAUAUAUUAAUUCUGCGCUGAUUUUUCUGCAUAGUGGUGACUUGAAAUAUUAAAUCUUGCAGCAGGACAUGACUGGAAACCACUAUGCCAGUUUAAAGUUUUAAAAAGAAACCCAAAGCCUAAACACUGUUUAAAUUCUUACAAGACAUGUUAAGUUCACUCCAUCAUUUCAGUCCUCCUGUGUAAGAAGGCAGGCUGUUGCCAUGUACUCUGCAAAGUGUGACUUCUGUCAAGGGUCAGUUUGAUGAUGUUUUUCCCAGCUAAGAUUUAUUUGAUGUUUGUUCCUUGAUAUUAGUAGGAAAAUGCAAAAUGCAGUAGAAUUAGUGUUAGCUUGGGGAAAUCCCUGACGUUGGAGUUAUUGAGCUAUUUCUGGUUUUUUCUUACAGACGCUAAACAUGUAUUGUGUGCCACUUGCAGCAUAAACUACUGAAGAAUUGUGGCUGUGAAUUUGUGCAAACUCUUUUAACAAAGAAUCCAUACGGGAAUUUCUCCAUUUUUUUAAAAACAAUUAUUUUGAACUGUUUUCUUCUCUUCAUGUUAAAACAAUCCAAAGUUCGAGAUGCUAGUUACUGAACCUGGGCACAAAGGUUAAAUUAUGCUCUGUGUAUGUUGUAAUGGUAGGUUAUUUACAAUACUGUAAUAACGGAUCAAAUGUGUUUCUACAAUGCCUUGUUAUCAGACAUUGCAACACCAGCCAUUUCUGGCAGUAGAGAGUAUGUAAGAAGAUUUCUACUUCCAGUAUAAAGGAGUUCAUUUCUAAGAUAUUUUUUUACAAUUUUGGUAUUUAAAUUAGAUUAUUAAAAAGCAGAUGUGGUAGAACAAUGGUAUGUGUCAUUCGGAAGAAUAGACUGAAACUUUGGGCCUUAACUUGCUGGGACCAGCUGUCCUAGAUCAGAUUGUGCUGAUAUGCGUAUAUUGCCAGACAUGAGUUAGUUCUUCUUGUACCCAUCUCCUUAAAAAAAAAAAUUGUGAGUUUGUGAGGAGUGCAAGUUGAUUCUGUAGUACCAGUCCUAAGCAUGGUAGUAGCUUUUUUUUAAAACAUGCAGUUCGUCUAUUUUAUGUGUAUGCCAGGUAAAAGCUGUAUUUUGACUAUGUGCCGUAAGUUUUGUUUCGGUCUGCUUGGUGCCAGUGUAGCUGCUAAGAACACUGAUCCUAACGCCUUUAAUGAGAGCCAGUUGGUAUCUUCAUUCCAUUUCAAGUUAAUGUGUUUCCUGUGGCCCUUUACUUUUGAAACUUCAUUGGUCAGGUCAGCUUUUACUGAGAGCAGCUCAUGUAUUUUAAAGUAAUCGGUCGGUCGCCAGUAUUUCUUCCUAAUUCAGUAUCAGGAAACAGUAUUAAGGGUCCAUUUCAAAGAAGGGUGCAGUUUCUUCAGUGAAGAAGCCAAAAGCCCAGAGUUCAGGCAGGCAGCCAUUUCAUGUUCUGAACUCAGGUUUUAUUUUUUGCUCUUUAAACAUGUUUACUGUUGGACCCUAAUUAGCAAACACACUGUUGUUAGCUUCAGAUUCCUGAAUUUCUGCAGUGUAAAGCUCCUGGGUGACAUUUUAGCAUAGUGUUCAUGUUUGGUCACUGAGUACCAUUUUCAAAGAGACUUUAACUCACUGGAUACCUUCUGAGGAUCUAAGUUUAAACAAUCUGUGUUUCUUAUGUAUUAAACUGACUUAGAUUUUCUUUUCUGUUAUUUCUGUCAAGUAUAAGGGGGUCAUUAUGCAGCUGAACUGAUGUUUUGUCAAAUCAUUUUUUAAAGCUUAUUUCUCUUAAUUCUUUUCAAAUGAAGAUUUCUGUAUUUCAGGUAGUAUAUUUACUUUUUUAUUAGUUAUAAUAUGGUUAUAGCUUAAUACACUGCCUCUGUAGGAAAAUAGUUAACUUCCUUCCAAGACCAUCUUCAGACAAGGGAAAAACGUGGUCAUUGAAGGUAGGUACUGUAUUUUUCAUGGAAUAUAGGUUGUUUACUUUUAUUUUCUAAUAUUUAUUGCAAAUGUAACAGAGCAGUGUAACAGCUGUGACUUCUUCUGUGUGUUUCCGCCAGUAUUGAAUUCCAAAAGAUUCUAGUGUACACUUCUGUUACAGACAAUCUGAAUUCCACUACAUUUCUACUUGGCUUCAACAUUCCAUUUUGCUUGAAUCCAGAGUCUCAUUUAACUUGUAUUUGUUGGAGGGCAUAAAUGUUACUUGUAUAUUACAAUGCUGUCACUGUGUGACAUCCCAUAAGAAUUUUGAUGUAAAUCACAUUGCACUCAAUCCUCUGUGAUUAUGCUUAGAAAAUGUUGUAGUUGCUAGAUGCAGUGUGAUUUUUUUUAUUAUUUUUUUUAUUUUUCUUUCCUCUCCCCAUUAACAACUGAGUCUAUGGUUUAAAAUGUGAUUAUGGUCCAAUAAGAUAACUUGCUGAGCUAUUGGUCUUUUUGUUAUAACUAGAUCAUUUUUUAAGAUUUUAUAAAGCUGGAAAUGAUCAAAUGCUGUUUUGUUCAUUGUCAACAGUGUUGUGUUCAUUUUAUGUAUGUUCCUUAUACGUAAGGAGCCUUCAGAAAAUAAAAGCUAUUCAAGGAGCAGA
Molecule: messenger RNA, 6323 nt
Organism: Corapipo altera (White-ruffed manakin)
Lineage: Eukaryota; Metazoa; Chordata; Aves; Passeriformes; Pipridae
Gene: SLC39A10
Product: solute carrier family 39 member 10
Exons: 10
Coding region: 703-3255 (850 amino acids)
Biological process (GO): intracellular zinc ion homeostasis; zinc ion import across plasma membrane; positive regulation of B cell receptor signaling pathway
Cellular component (GO): membrane
Molecular function (GO): zinc ion transmembrane transporter activity
Source: RefSeq, a predicted model, not a curated record